Manis pentadactyla (Chinese pangolin) is the source of this 6785-nucleotide messenger RNA. Its product is annotated as ral-GDS-related protein-like. The transcript has 12 exons. Gene Ontology annotation, molecular function: guanyl-nucleotide exchange factor activity. Gene Ontology annotation, biological process: Ras protein signal transduction; positive regulation of GTPase activity. Lineage: Eukaryota; Metazoa; Chordata; Mammalia; Pholidota; Manidae. Bases 253 to 1704 code for a protein of 483 amino acids. Gene Ontology annotation, cellular component: plasma membrane. The record is from RefSeq and is a predicted model, not a curated record.
CCUUGUCCUCACUGAGGCCACAUGAGGGACCUCUGGGGGCAGCAGAGGGGUACCUGGGAAGGCUCGGGUAGGACUUCCUUCAGCAACAAUAGGUGUGCAGCACCCACUUUGUGCAGGCCCUUUGGGCCCACUUAGCAUAACUGAGUGAAGGAAGCAGACACAAUACUGGGACCCCGUCCCGGGUGGAGUCGGGCAGUCACUUCAGGCGUCAUCCGCAGGUCACGGCCGGGGAGCGUCACGGGCGAUGCCCUCAUGGUCUCCUCAUGUGAUGAGGGGCAUGACGAGGGGCCAGAGGAGGAUCUGAGAAUCCCCAGGAUGGGACGGGCUAGGCGCCUUGCCUGGGAGCCCCAGCGUGUGCCCAGUGACAUCGAUGCCAGCCAGCUGUCAUCCACCCUGGUGGGCCAAGUCCUCCACCACUUGGUCCAGGAGGAGCACCUGGGGCCCGCGGUGGCAGAGCUGGAAGACCCACGGCAGAGGCAGCUGGCUCCAGAGACACAGGGGGGGCCCGCUUCGUGGGUGGGGCCCGCUUCGUGGUUAGAGCCCAUCCAGGAGCUCCCUGCGACCCCUGUGCUGGAGCUACGUCCGCUGGAGCCCCAUGAGCCUUCGAGCCCGGGACCCGUGGCACCUGCCGGAAUGGCACUGGGCCUGGCAGAGCCAGAGGCGGACCUGGAGCCCACCAGACCCUGUGCCAUGAGCGCCUGGGACAUCCCAGGAGUGGUCUCAGGCCCCGAGCUGGAGCCCCAUGAGCCUUCGAGCCCGGGACCCGUGGCACCUGCCGGAAUGGCACUGGGCCUGGAAGAGCCAGAGGCGGACCCGGAGCCCACCAGCCCCUGUGCCUGGAGCACCUGGGAUGAGCCGGGGGAGGAGGAGCCGACGAUCCUGGCGUUUCCCCCCUCCCUGGUGGCCGAGCAGCUGACCCUGAUGUGUGCGGAGCUGUACGGCAGGAUUGAAUUUGGUGAAUGUAAGACCUACUUAGAGAGCCAGCCACUGAUGGAAGGCAUUGAGCUCCUGGCCCCCAACAUCCAUAACAUCAUGAGGCAAUUUGAUGCCACGUUUUACUUCGUCACCUCCUCCUGCCUCGGGGCCCCGAGCUUGAUGGCCCAGGACAGGGCCCGAGUGGUGGAGUUCUGGAUCCAGGUGGCCAAGGAGUGCCUAGACCUCAAAAAUUUCGAGUCCCUCCACGCCAUUCUCUGUGCCCUGGGGAGCUCUGCUGUGUGUCGUCUGGAGAGCACCUGGGGACAUGUUUCCUGGAAGAGCUUCUGGAGCUAUAAAAAGCUUCAAAAGAGGGACCAGGGGCUUAACGGGAAGCAGCUCCUCGAGGAGGCGAGGGCCACGGUGAGGCGAUGGCGGCAGGCCCCCUAUGGAUACCUGGAUAGGAAGGCGCAGGGCAUAGUCCCGUUCCUUGGAUAUUUUCUGCGUGACGUGCCCAUGGACCAACUCUCGGAAUAUAAUGCGGACGUGAGUGACCCAGCGAGGCACCGGAAGGGCAGGAUGGUCACUCUCAUCGGUCAUGAGAUCAUGAUGCACAAGCGCGUGGCCGCGCUGUAUGACCUGGAGCCCGAUGAGCGCUUCCUGUCCUUCUUUCAAACCGUGGAGCCCCUGGAUGAGGAGAAGAGCUACCGCCUGUCCUGCCAGCUGGAGGCCUCAGGCCAGUGGGCCAGGAUAAAGGGGCUGUUGCAGUUCUUCAGGUCCCACGAGAUAUAAACUUAGUGGCCAGGGCCAGCUGCUGUCAUCGGGCCCGUGGUCCUGCUGGUGUCCUGGCUGCGUGCGGACAAGAGCUUCUUCCCCUUCAGCAGGCGGCACCUGGCGCCCCAGGACCCCAGUCUGCUUGCUGCUCCUCUUCCUCCCGCUGCUCAUCCUGAGCCUCUGCUGGGGCAGGUGCUCUGGCACCUCCUCCAUUGGCAGACUCGGGCAUCUCCCCAGGCUGCCGCUGCACCCUCAGGGACCCGUACGCAGCUGUGGCCAACCUGGACACCUUUGUGCUGUGUCAGCCCCUCUGCUUGUGGCCCGCUGGACAGAGGCGAGCUGCCCCACCACGCGGAGGGCGUCACCAUUCCUGCACGUGGCCUCCCAUGUUGUCGACACCACCUGCUGCCUGGGUGCUGUCAGCCACUGAGUUGUAGCCACAGGGUUCCAGGAAGAGGUGGGGCCGUCCUCACCAGGCCUGGCCUUUCCCGGGAUGGACACUGACAUGGUGCAGCGCUGCGUGGAACCACCAUCCCUGGGUGUGCAGCAGAGGCAUCUGAGGACGCAGGGGUGGCUGGCCACCAAAAGCUCCCAGGGCUUGCUCCCAGGGGGACCCCCUGUACAACUUUCUUAUCCCUGAGAAAUAGCCUCCCCAGGGAUUAAAGAUGGUGGUGUGAGAGAUGAGACAGAGCCCUCCUCCUAAAACCACAUAAGAUACAAAAAACAUAAUUAAUACAACCAAUCCUGAAAGAGCAACAUGAAAGAAGGCUGCACCAGACUGCAUACACCUGGAGAAAAGAGCAGAACUCACGGAACAGGGUCAGGUACCAAAGCUGUGAGCCGGCGGGUCCCAAGCCCUUCCCCCACCCCAGCCCAAUGGUGGGAGGAAGAGACACAGACCUGCGAGGGAGUGGAGGCCUGAGAUUGCUGAACACCUAGCCCUGGAGAUCUGCUCUGGGAGCAUGAACCUGCAUUGCAUGGUGCUCUGGUGAUUAGUGGGGUUGGAAAGCUAAGACAGGCGGAAGACCCGGAGAGACGGAGAUUCGAGCUGCAUGUGGAAAACAGGUAUUCAUAUCCGACUGAUCUGGGUGGGAAGUUUGAAAGACUUCCUAAAAGCGAGAGGGCUGCUAAGGGGACAAGGAUUGCACAGAGCUCGCCGCUCAGGAGAAAGGACAGGUAGACAAACUUAUGUGGGUACACUCUGCCCGGCAGGUUGGGAACUUAAACGAUCUUCAGGCGCUCCAUCCCCCUGGCUGGCUACGUAGCUCCAAGGUCCCCCACUGUGAUAUGCAGCCUGCUGUGUCUUCCUCCCAGCUAGCCCUGCACCUGGCUCACAAACGGGCUGCCCCUACCCUGUCAUCAGGCCAGCCAGAGGGAAGCCCUGCCUACAGCAGCUAUAAACACAAAGCACAGAGGCUUACACCCGUGUGUUCGGUCGCUGGUUUUGGCAGUUGAGACAGGCAUAGCAGCCAGGAAAUAGGAAACAGCACUUUCCUGCCCCCAGGCACCAGCACCACUCCCCUGUGACCCCCAACAUCACUCCAGUGGCUGAACGGCUCCAGAGAGUAGAGCUUCUGGGCACUAGAGGGUGCCACAUGCAGGUACGAAAUGUGAAAGGAACCUGUUUCAAAGCAAAAUCUCAACACCAGAGAAAGGAUCGACUGAGACUGAGUUAAUAAAUUUUCCUGAAAAAGAUUUCAAAAUAAAAAUCAUAAACAUGCUCAUGGAGGUACAGAAAAAUAUUCAAGAACUCAGGAAUGAAUUUAGGACAGAGAUCCAGUCAUUGAAGAGCAAAACAGAGGGUAUUAAAAGCUGGUUAAAUAUGGUGGUGGAGACGAUAAAUGAAAUGGAAAUUAGGGAAGAGGAAUACAAAGAAGCUGAGGAACGGAGAGAAAAGGAUCUGUAGGAAUGGAAGACUACUGAGAGAAAUGUGUGACCAAACCAAACAGAACAACAUUCAUAUUAUAGGGUACCAGAAGAAGAAGAAGAAGAAGAGAGAAAAAGGGAUAGAAAGUGCCCUUGAGGAAGUAAUUGCUGAAAACUUCCCCAAUCUGGGCAAGGAGAUAGUUUCUCAGGGAAUGGUAGUGCACAGAUCUCCUAACACAAGGGACCCAAGGAGGACAACACCAAGACACAUAAUAAUUAAAGUGGCAAAGAUUAAGGAUAAAGACAGAAUACUAAAAGCAGCCAGAGAGAGAAAUUGGAUCACAUACAAAAGGAAAAACCAUCAGGCUAUCAUCAGACUUCUCAGCAGAAGGGCCUCGAACCAAGAAUACUUUAUCCGGCAAGAUUAUCAUUUAAAUUUGAAGGAGGAAUUAGAGAAUUUCUGGGUAAGCAAAAGCUGACAGAACUUAGCUCCCACAAACCAUCUCUACAGUGUAUUUUGGAGGGACUGCUAUAGAUGGAAGUGUUCCCAAGGUUAAAUAACUGUCACCAGAGGUAAUAAAAAGGAACAGACAAAGAGUCCAGAAUAUGAUAUAUAGCUAGUAUAUAAAGAAUGGAGGAGAAAAAAAGGAGGGGAAAACUUUAGAUUGUGUUUGUAAUAGCAUACUAAGUGAGUUAAGUAAGACUCUUACAUAGUAAGGAAGUUACCCUUGAACUCCAACAAAUCUAAAGCCUGCAAUGGCAGUAAGUGUAUACCUACUGAUGAUCACCCUGCAUGUAAAUAGUCUGAAUGCACCAAUCAAAAGACAUAGAGUCACUGAAUGGAUAAAAACACAAGACCCAACUGUAUGCUGCCUGCAGGAGACUCACUUCAAACCCAAAGACAUAUACAGACUAAAAGUGAAGGGAUGGAAAAAGAUAUUUCAUGGAAGUAAUAGGGAGAAAAAAGCAGGUGUUGCAGAACUUGUAUCAGACGUAGGAGACUUUAAAACAAAGAAAGUCAAAAGGGACAAAGAAGGACAUUACAUAAUGAUAAGGGGUCAAUCCAACAAGAGGAUAUUACCAUUAUAAAUAUCUAUGCACCCAACACAGGAGACCUACAUAUGUGAAGGAAAUACUAACAGAAUUAAAAGGGGAAAUAGAAUGCAAUGCAUUCACUCUAGGAGACUUCAACACUCUACUCACUCUGAAGGACAGAUCAACCAGACAGAAGAUAAGUAAGGAGACAAGAGACACUGAACAACACAUUAGAACAGAUGGACCUAACAGACAUCUUACAGAACUCUCCACCCAAAAGCAGCAGGAUACACAUUCUUCUCAAGUGCACGUGGAACAUUUUCAAGAAUAGAUCAUAUACUAGGUCACAAAAAGAGCCUCAGUAAAUUAAAAAUAUUGAAAUUGUACCAACCAGCUUCUCAGACCACAGGGGUAUGAAACUAGAAGUACAUUACACAAACAAAAUGGAAAAGCCUACAAACACAUGGAAAUUUAGCAACGUGCUCUUAAAUAACCAAUGGAUCGAUGACCAAAUAAAAACAGAUCAAGCAAUAUGUGGAGACAAAUGACAAAAAUAAUUCAACACAGCAAUAUCUGUGGGAUGCAGUGAAGGCGGUGCUAACAGGGAAGAAUAUUGCAAUACAGGCCUACCUCAGGAAAGAAGAACAAUCCCAUAAGAACACUAAACUCACAAUUAAUUAAACUAGAAAAUGAACAAAUGAGGUCCAAAGUCAGUAGAAGGAGGGACAUAAUAAAGAUUGGAGCAGAAAUAAAAAUCAAGAAGAAUAAAACAAUAGAAAGAAUCAAUGAAAACAGGAGCUGGUUCUUUGAGAAAAUAAACAACAUAGAUAAACCCCUAGCCAGACUUAUCAAGAAAAAACGAGUCUACACACGCAAACAGAAUCAGAAAUGAGAAAGGAAAAAUCACUACAGACACCACAGAGAUACAAAGAACUAUUAGAGAAUACUAUGAAAAAUUACAUGCUAACACACUGGAUAACCUAGAAGAAAUGGACAACUUUCUAUAAAAGUACAACCUAGUAAGGGUGACCCAGAAAGAAAGAGAAGAUCUGAAUAGACCAUGACCAGCAACAAAAUUGAAGCGGUAAUCAAAAAACUACCUAAGAACCAAACUCCUGAACCAGAUGGAUUCACCCCUGAAUUUUAUCAAACAUUUAGUGAAGACCUAAUACCCACCCUCCGUAAAGUUUCCCAAAGAGUAGAAAAGGAAGGAAUACUUCCAAACUCAUUUUAUGAGGCCAGCAUCACGCUAAUGCCAAAAAUCAGGCAAAGACACCACAAAAAGAGAAAAUUACAGACAAACAUCCCUGAUGAACAUAGAUGCAAAAAUACUGAAUGAAAUAUUAGCAAACUGAAUUCAAAAAUACACCAAAAAGAUCAUCCAUCAUGAUCAAGUAGGAUUUAUUCCAGGGACGCAAGGAUUGGUACAAUAUUAGAAAAUCCAUCAACAUCAUCCACCACAUCAACAAAAAGGACAAAAACGACGUGAUCAUCUCCAUAGAUGCCAAAAUAGCAUUCGACAAAAUUCAACAUCCAUCCAUUCACGAUCAACACUCUCAACAAAAUGGGUAUAGAGGGCAAGUACCUCAACGUAAUAAAGGCCAUACAUGACAAGCCCACAGCCCACAUCAUGGUUAACAGUGAGAAGCUGAAAGCCUUUCCUUUAAGAUUGGGAACGAGACAAGGAUACCCACUCUCCCCACUCUUAUUCAACAUAGUUCAACAAGGUAUCGGGUGAAUGUAGUAACCACAUUGUUUUUUCAUGUAAAACCUUCAUAAGAGUGUAUAUCAAUAAUACCUUAAUAAAAAAAAAAGAAAAGAAAUAUCCUGAGGACAGUGUGAUCUGGAUGUCGUCCCUGCGGUUGGUGGCUCCUCUGGGGUUGGUCUCAUCCCUGUGCAGGUGGGAUGCAGUUAGAGGACCGCCUCCCCCCCACCCCCCACUGCUCUUUCUUCUCAAAGCUCUGCUCUCAUGCAGACCUCAUGUGCCCCCUGACCCACCCCGGCCCUCCAACUCUGACACAGGGGGGCCCUGAUCUCUGCCAGGUUGCCCUCCAUCCUCUGUCCUCCCCCAUAAGGUGCUCAGGAAGAGCGGGGCGCUCUAAGCCCCAGGCUGGCACACCUUGGCAGCACUGGGGAGGGCUGCUCAAACGGAACCUGGGCCUUUCUUCCUGACACCUAUAGGUUAUGAUGAGACACCA